Messenger RNA from Nerophis ophidion (straightnose pipefish), 11046 nucleotides. RefSeq names its product Krueppel-like factor 7. Lineage: Eukaryota; Metazoa; Chordata; Actinopteri; Syngnathiformes; Syngnathidae. Gene Ontology annotation, molecular function: DNA-binding transcription factor activity, RNA polymerase II-specific; RNA polymerase II cis-regulatory region sequence-specific DNA binding. The coding region runs from base 219 to 1100 and encodes 293 amino acids. The record is from RefSeq and is a predicted model, not a curated record. The transcript has 4 exons. Gene Ontology annotation, biological process: regulation of transcription by RNA polymerase II.
GGAUACGCAUGGAGCCUCCAUCAUCCCCGCCACUAUCUUUUACGCACCGAGUCCGGUAAGGCGCGCAGGUAUACCGAGCAACCUCGUGGACGAGUAUGAGCACCGCGCACGCGUAGAGAGGCGUGAUACGGCUAAGAGUGGAAGCACAAUUCCUGUGGAUCGGUCUCGCUUUUUUUUUUUUUUUUUUUUUUUCCUCCCCGCCGACAGCGCGCGUCAGCAUGGACGUCCUGGCGAACCACAGUAUCUUCCAGGAACUUCAGCUCGUACACGACACCGGCUAUUUCUCCGCCAUGCCUUCCCUGGAGGAGAACUGGCAGCAGACCUGCUUAGAACUGGAGCGUUAUCUGCAGACCGAGCCCAAGCGUCUGUCGGAGCUCUUCGACCAGGACUUGGACGGCCUCUUGACCCCGGCCUACCUGAAGGAGGACGGCGAGGAAGAGCUGGCCGACGUCCUACCCGGGCCCCCGAGCCCGCCGACGGUGGUGCUCUGCCCCGUGCGGAAAAACUUCACGUCCGCCCAAUCGAUAAAACGAGAACCAAAGGGCCCGGAGGCCACGGAGGAGAUGGAAGGCGUUCACCAAGCCCAGCUCAGCGCCGUCACCUCCCUGACGCCGCCCUCGUCGCCGGAACUGGGCCGGCACCUGGUGAAGCCCAGCCCGUCGCUGACGUCCGCCGCCGCCGCCGCCGCCGACGGGACGCUCACCCUCAAGCUGGUGGCCAGGAAGGUGGGACUCAGCGCCGCCCGGCUGGUGGCGGCGCACUCGCUUCCGGCGCGGGUGAAGGAGGAAGACGAGGGAGUAGCGUGCGUGGGCGGCGGCGAGCUGCCGGAGAACAAGAAGAGGAUCCACCGCUGUCAGUUCAACGGCUGCAGGAAGGUUUACACCAAGAGCUCCCACCUGAAGGCCCACCAGAGGACGCACACAGGUGAGAAGCCCUACAAGUGCUCAUGGGAAGGCUGCGAGUGGCGAUUCGCCCGGAGCGACGAGCUGACGAGGCACUACCGCAAACACACCGGCGCCAAACCUUUCAAGUGUAACCACUGCGACAGGUGUUUCUCACGAUCAGAUCAUCUGGCGCUGCACAUGAAGAGGCACAUUUGAGGCAUGAAGGAGACGGAGGCAGAGAUGAGGAGAGAGAGGGGAGCAUCACUUGCAGACAAAAAGUACCACCACGGAUCUCAGACGGGAUAGAUCUCUGAUUCCCGCCACGGGCUUGAACACGGACAGGCAAACAAACGGGGUCAGACAUGACUCGAUUAACCGUGGUCGGCGUCCCCGAAAUGGAUGACCUUCAGUUGGUUUCAACUCUUGCCCCCCCCUCGCAGUCCAAAAUGUCAGCCACUUUGUAUAUUUUGGUCUCUCUUUGAGCUAAACGCCAUCCUCACUUUGGUUUCCGCAGCCUUUUCCGUUCAAAGGUUAUAUAAUCAAGUAUGAGUUUUCCGUUUGACCCGUUACACCUUAACCGACUGGAUCCGUUUAGAAAUCCUUCUGGUUUCCAUGGCAUGGGAUUUAGAGACCGGACGAGAGGAGCAUGUUUCAGCCCGGCGGAGGUCGAUUGAGGCCACGGACAUCAUCCGGUGGGAGUUCCCUCUGCAUGGGUUAGGGUCAACUAAUCUACUCCUGGGAAAGAAAGGCCAUCUCUUGUCGCAAAGCUCCUCAGUGUGAAAAAAAAAACUGUUGCACAAUUGACUUUUACAAACAUUUUGUUAAAAAAAAACAAAAAAACGACCCCAGCGAGUCCGGCUGGGAGUCGAUUCGGCCCCCAUGCACAAGUCCGAAAGCAUCUUGUAAUAGCACAUCAGACAAGAUCAAUAUGUACCUAAAGGCUCUAUGUUUCUAAGCAAAGAUCUCCUAUUUGUUCCGGAAUAGACCCAUUCUGAGGAACUCUUCGGGAACGGAUGCAGCCAAAUAAAAACCUGUCGAUGCCCUGAAAUGAUCUCUCGGGCCCUUUGAGAGUGAUCGGCGUCCGACCGACCGACGGAGCGCUCUCCAAUGCAGAACUCUUCCAACUUAGCGGACUUCCAUUCAAAACGCAGACGUUUCAAACUAAAUCGGGCCCUAUGCAUCCUCCUGGUGACUUCUUGUGAGAUUGAACCCCCAAUUCCCCACCCCCCCGUUGGACGUAGACCGGACUUGUUGGAGGACGAAUCAAUCAAUGUGAAUGUAUCUGUGUAUGUGUCCGUGCACUUGCAUCUGGAAAAAAAAAAAUACAGAAAAAAAAAAAAUGACGAGAACGCCGUUGCGGUCGCUUCCGGUUAGAACCAUUCCUUUUCACUACUCCACACGUCAUUAUUACACUACCGAGUCACGCCUGGUGGCUUGUGUCACGCUUUGUUGGAGUGGAACGGCAGAGGGGUCAGGAGAGCAGGUUUCUAUGGACGCGGCAGAUCUGCGCACUCAGCAGAGAUAACCGCCCCAUCAGCUCCUAAAACCACAACAGAGUAAGACCUCCCGAUACAAAGACAUGUAGUCACAUUUGUUCACGGUGAUCCGACCCCUGAAUCCCCGGCCGCCAGCUCCACGAGAUGCCUUUUUUUUUUGUUUUUUACCGGGGCAACACAGACAAAAAAAAAAAAGAGCCGAUGCUAGUAUCCAACGGCAAUUGGCGACACAAUCGACGGUCUGGAUUUGAACAAGAAUGUGGAUUCUUCAACGACUAACCCGCACCUGAUUCCACCCAUGUACUUGGGGCUUCCAGGGCUGGAGCGACAGGGGCUCGGUCCUGCGUGCGUGUCCGCCUAGGGGGGGGCGCUGUCCCGGACACAUUUUUUUUAACCAUUUCCCGCAGCCUUAGCGUUCAGUCCAGGUCUGCAUUCAUCUGGCAAAACAAAAACGAAGAAAAAUUGGUUUGCACCAUCGAUGGCAGCUCUUUGUGUGUGUUUUAAUAGUCCAGCUCCGAUGUCGACAUUAAUGGUUGUGUGGCAAUGUGUUUUAUUUUUUUUUGUUGUUGUUCUAAAUUGUUCUCACGGGCAACCCUGGACUGGAACACAGAAAUACAGUUGUCCCUCGUUUAACGGGGUAAAAUCGGGACCGGACAUGACCGCGAUAAAUGGACUUCUCAGCACUAGGACUCAAUACCUUGGUAACACUUUAGUAUAGGGAACAUAGUCACCAUUAAUUAGUUGCUUUUUAACAUGCAAAUUAGUAACAUAUUGGCUCUUAAUUAGUCAUUAUUAAGUACUUAUUAAUGUGUUAUUCUGCAUGGCCUUAUUAUACAACCAGUAAGCCGGUAACACUUUAGUAUGGAGAACAUAUUCUCACCAUUACUAACCCUAACCCAGGGGUCGGCAACCCAAAAUGUUGAAAGAGUCAUAUUGGACCAAAAAUACAAAGAAAAAAUCCGUCUGGAGCAGCAAAAAAUGAAAAGCCGUGUUAUAAUGAAAGCAACACAUGACGUAAGUGUCUAUAGUAUCUUUAUUAGCCUACUAUCAAAAUGACUCUGUCGCAGGCUGACACAAAUCUUCGUUGACAAAAAUGUUGAAAUCUAAAAUGUAUUGUACCCAUUUUUACAAAAUUGGACAACAUUCGUAAAACACGAGGCUUCUUAGAGGGUGAGAUAAUGUUUAGAUAUUACUGGUGGGCUUUGAAUUGAUUUAUAACAAUAUAUGCAAGCUGGGUAAUGUUUGCUGUGGUCUGGAACAACAUGGCACACAAACAACUAUCAGAAAUGCAGGCAAUAUUACCAACAGAUAAUUUGUCACGAGAAAUGCAGAUAUGAAUUAAAUACACAGAGGACAUAGGGAAUUAAAUGAGCUCAAAUAUACCUGCAAGUGAGGCAUAAUGAUGCAAUAUGUACAUAAAGCUAUCCUAAAUAGCAUGUUCGCAUUGGUUCGCUUGAAGUCAUGCACUGACCACAUAUGCCUGAUUAGCACUCCACACAAGUCAAAAACAUCAACAAAGCUCACAUGUGUGCAUUCACACACAGCAUAAAUAGUUUGGUGGACAAAAUAGGACAAAGAGAGUGGCAUAAAGCAAGAAAAUUGUACAUGUAAACAAAUCUGGUGAGUUCAAGGACUGCCAAAAUUAGUCGGACAAAACGGCACUCGCCAAAAACUCUCAGCGGAAAACCAUGUUUAAUAUAAAUAGUGGGAUUGUCCUCCCCGAAAAACCCUAUUAAAACAAAAAUAUAAAUUUUUCCACCAUUUUUUUUUAUUUUCAUACAUUUUUCAUAAGCUCCAGGGAGCCACUAAGGAUGCACGGAAGUCUAGAGCCGCAGGUUGCAGACCCCUUCCCUAACCCUAACCCUCUAACCCUAACCCUAACCCCAACCCUAACCAAAUAACUGUAAAUUAAGUUCGUUAUUUAGAAUAUGUCCACCUACUGUCCAAAUAACUCUAAAUUAAGUAUUUGUUACUUAGAAUAUGUUCCCCUAGUGUCCAAAUAACUCUAAAUUAAGUAUUUGUUACUUAGAAUAUGUUCCCCUAGUGUCCAAAUAACUUUAAAUUAAGUCUAUGUUAUUUAGAAUAUGUUCCCAUAGUGUCCAAAUAACUCUAAAUUAAGUCUUUGUUAUUUAGAAUAUGUCCCCCUAGUGUCCAAAUAACUGUAAAUUAAUUAUGUUUUAUUUAGAAUAUGUUCCCCUAGUGUCCAAAAAACUCUAAAUUAAGUCUACCUUAUUUAGAAUAUGUCCCCCUAGUGUCCAAAUAACUCUAAAUUAAGUCUAUGUUAUUUAGAAUAUGUCCCCCUAGUGUCCAAAUAACUCUAAAUUAAGUCUUUGUUAUUUAGAAUAUGUUCUGAUAGUUUCCAAAUAACUCUAAAUUAAGUCUUUGUUAUUUAGAAUAUGUCCCACUAGUGUCCAAAUAACUCUAAAUGAAUUAUUUGUAAUUUAGAAUAUGUUCCCUUAGUGUCGAAAUAACUCUAAAUUAAGUCUUUGUUAUUCAGAAUAAGUUCCCUAGUGUCCAAAUACCUCCUAUUUAAGUCUAUGUUAUUUAGAAUAUGUCCACCUAGUGUCCAAAUAACUCUAAAUUAAGUAUUUGUUACUUAGAAUGUUCCCCUAGUGUCCAAAUAACUCUAAAUUAAGUCUUUGUUAUUUAGAAUAUGUCCCCCUAGUGUCCAAAUAAAUCUAAAUUUAGUCUUUGUUAUCUAGAAUAUGUCCCACUAGUGUCCAAAUAACUCUAAAUUAAUUAUUUGUUAUUUAGAAUAUGUUCCCUUAGUGUCGAAAUAACUCUAAAUUAAGUCUUUGUUAUUCAGAAUAUGUUCCCUAGUGUCCAAAUAACUCCUAUUUAAGUCUAUGUUAUUUAGAAUAUGCCCCCAUAGUUUCCAAAUAACUCUAAAUUAAGUAUUUGUUACUUACAAUGUUCCCCAAGUGUCCAAAUAACUCUAAAUUAAGUCUUUGUUAUUUAGAAUGUCCCCCUAGUGUCCAAAUAAAUCUAAAUGAAGUCUGUGUUACUUAGAAUAUGUUCCCAGUGUCCAAAUAACUGUAAAUUAAUUAUUUGUUAUUUAGAAUAUGUUCCCCUUUGUCCAAAUAACUCUAAAUUAAGUCUUUGUUAUUUAGAAUAUGUUCCCCUAGUGUCCAAAUAACUCUCAAUUAAGUCUUUGUUAUUUAGAAUAGGUUCCCCUAGUGUCCAAAUAACUCUAAAUUAAGUCUUUGUUAUUUAGAAUAUGUCCCCCUAGUGUCCAAAUAACUCUAAAUUAAGUCUUUAUUAUUUAGAAUAUUUUCCCAUAAUGUCUAAAUAACUCUAAAUAAAGUAUUUGUUAUUUAAAAUAUGUCCCCCUAGUGUCCAAAUAACUCUAAAUUAAUUAUUUGUUAUUUAGAAUAUGUUCCCCUAGUGUCCAAAUAACUCUAAAUUAAUUAUUUGUUAUUUAGAAUAUGUUCCCCUAGUGUCCAAAUAACUCUAAAUGAAGCCUUUGUUAUUUAGAAUAUGUUCCCCUAGUGUCCAAAUAACUCUAAAUUAAGUCUUUGUUAUUUAGAAUAUGUCCCCCUAGUGUCCAAAUAACUCUAAAUUAAGUCUUUGUUAUUCAGAAUAUGUUCCCCUAGUGUCCAAAUAACUCUAAAUAAAGUCUUUGUUAUUUAGAAUAUGUCCCCCUAGUGUCCAAAUAACUCUAAAUUAAGUCUUUGUUAUUCAGAAUAUGUCCCCCUAGUGUCCAAAUAACUCUAAAUUAAGUCUUUGUUAUUCAGAAUAUGUUCCCCUAGUGUCCAAAUAACUCUAAAUAAAGUCUUUGUUAUUUAGAAUAUGUUCCCAUAGUGUCCAAAUAACUAAACUAAGUCUUUGUUAUUUAGAAUAUGUCCCCCUAGUGUCCAAAUAACUCGAUAUUAAGUCUUUGUUAUUUACAAUAUGUUCCCAUAGUGUCCAAAUAACUCUAAACUAAGUCUUUGUUAUUUAGAAUAUGUCCCCCUAGUGUCCAAAUAAAUCUAAAUUAAGUCUUUGUUAUCUAGAAUAUGUCCCACUAGUGUCCAAAUAACUCUAAAUUAAUUAUUUGUUAUUUAGAAUAUGUUCCCUUAGUGUCGAAAUAACUCUAAAUUAAGUCUUUGUUAUUCAGAAUAUGUUCCCUAGUGUCCAAAUAACUCCUAUUUAAGUCUAUGUUAUUUAGAAUAUGCCCCCAUAGUUUCCAAAUAACUCUAAAUUAAGUAUUUGUUACUUACAAUGUUCCCCAAGUGUCCAAAUAACUCUAAAUUAAGUCUUUGUUAUUUAGAAUGUCCCCUUAGUGUCCAAAUAAAUCUAAAUGAAGUCUGUGUUACUUAGAAUAUGUUCCCAGUGUCCAAAUAACUGUAAAUUAAUUAUUUGUUAUUUAGAAUAUGUUCCCCUUUGUCCAAAUAACUCUAAAUUAAGUCUUUGUUAUUUAGAAUAUGUUCCCCUAGUGUCCAAAUAACUCUCAAUUAAGUCUUUGUUAUUUAGAAUAGGUUCCCCUAGUGUCCAAAUAACUCUAAAUUAAGUCUUUGUUAUUUAGAAUAUGUCCCCCUAGUGUCCAAAUAACUCUAAAUUAAGUCUUUAUUAUUUAGAAUAUUUUCCCAUAAUGUCUAAAUAACUCUAAAUAAAGUAUUUGUUAUUUAAAAUAUGUCCCCCUAGUGUCCAAAUAACUCUAAAUUAAUUAUUUGUUAUUUAGAAUAUGUUCCCCUAGUGUCCAAAUAACUCUAAAUUAAUUAUUUGUUAUUUAGAAUAUGUUCCCCUUUGUCCAAAUAACUCUAAAUUAAGUCUUUGUUAUUUAGAAUAUGUUCCCCUAGUGUCCAAAUAACUCUCAAUUAAGUCUUUGUUAUUUAGAAUAGGUUCCCCUAGUGUCCAAAUAACUCUAAAUUAAGUCUUUGUUAUUUAGAAUAUGUCCCCCUAGUGUCCAAAUAACUCUAAAUUAAGUCUUUAUUAUUUAGAAUAUUUUCCCAUAAUGUCUAAAUAACUCUAAAUAAAGUAUUUGUUAUUUAAAAUAUGUCCCCCUAGUGUCCAAAUAACUCUAAAUUAAUUAUUUGUUAUUUAGAAUAUGUUCCCCUAGUGUCCAAAUAACUCUAAAUUAAUUAUUUGUUAUUUAGAAUAUGUUCCCCUAGUGUCCAAAUAACUCUAAAUGAAGCCUUUGUUAUUUAGAAUAUGUUCCCCUAGUGUCCAAAUAACUCUAAAUUAAGUCUUUGUUAUUUAGAAUAUGUCCCCCUAGUGUCCAAAUAACUCUAAAUUAAGUCUUUGUUAUUCAGAAUAUGUUCCCCUAGUGUCCAAAUAACUCUAAAUAAAGUCUUUGUUAUUUAGAAUAUGUCCCCCUAGUGUCCAAAUAACUCUAAAUUAAGUCUUUGUUAUUCAGAAUAUGUCCCCCUAGUGUCCAAAUAACUCUAAAUUAAGUCUUUGUUAUUCAGAAUAUGUUCCCCUAGUGUCCAAAUAACUCUAAAUAAAGUCUUUGUUAUUUAGAAUAUGUUCCCAUAGUGUCCAAAUAACUAAACUAAGUCUUUGUUAUUUAGAAUAUGUCCCCCUAGUGUCCAAAUAACUCGAGAUUAAGUCUUUGUUAUUUACAAUAUGUUCCCAUAGUGUCCAAAUAACUCUAAACUAAGUCUUUGUUGUAUAAAACAUGUCCCCAUAGUGUCCAAAUAACUCUAAACUAAGUCUUUGUUAUUCAGAAUAUGUUCCCAUAGUGUCCAAAUAACUCUAAACUAAGUCUUUGUUGUAUAAAAUAUGUUCCCAUAGUGUCCAAAUAACUCUAAAUUAGAUAUGUGUUCCCUAGAAUAUGUUCCCCAUACUAAAGUGUUACCGAUACUCUCAUAGGUAGAGCAUAGAACACACGUUUACAACCUUUUAAAAAGGUUGUUUUCACAUAAUUAGGGCCAUCCAGACCUGAAAUAACACCCAUCUUUACCAUUUUUUGGACCCAAUAUACUGUAGUAUCGUUGUGUGUUCUAGAUCACAGUACUCUCUGGUAGCCCGGAGGACGAUUCGUGCGUCAUUAUCACAUUAUCCAGUCAAGUUCCAAUGAUAGUCCCACACACACUGGGUGUGGGGUGAAAUUUGUCCUCUACAUUUGACCCAUCCCCUAUGUUCACCCCCCUGGGAGGUGAGGGGAGCAGUGAGCAGCACCGGUGACCACGCUCGGGAAUACUUUUGGUGAUUUAACCCCCAAUUCCAACCCCUUGAUGCUGAGUGCCAAGCAGGGAGGUAAUGGGUCCCAUUUGAUAUAGUCUUUGGUAUGGGGUUCAUCCGAUCUCAGGGCGGAUACUCCGACCACAAGCCCAAGGAGCUAAGGUUACUAAAGUCCUGGGCAAUUCUUCUAAAUCACAACUGGGCUUCCACGUGUUGUUCCGCAGAAUUGAUUGAUUGAUCGAUUGAAACUUGUAUUGGUAGAUUGCACAGUACAGUACAUAUUCCGUACAAUCGACCACUAAAUGGUAACACCCGAAUACGUUUUUCAACUGGUUUAAGUCGGGGUCCACGUAAAUCAAUUCAUGGUAGGAACUCGGUCAACUCUACACUCGCAGUUAAGAUAGUUGACUUCGAUGACGUCGAGGCCAAAGUUCAUCUCCACUUUCGCCCGGAUCAUCGUCCAAUAGCUGAUAGUUUCUAGCAGUCUCAGCUAGCCUGGCGCUCCGAGGCUGAUUCCAGAUCUUGUCGUCGGACAUCGCUUCGAGUCGAAGUUCUCACCAAUGCGGAGACGUGUUAUUGACGAGGAAGGAGUCGAGUUUGAAGUCCAUCAAAAAAGGCGGUCGUCUCGGGAUCGCCGUGGUGAAGAUAGCGUAGCACCGCGAUUAGCGCCGUGUCGUUUACAUAGUAGAGUUCAACCUUAACCCGGGAACGGGAGUCGAGUGUUUUUGUCGAUCACCACUACAAAUACUGCACUGUAAUACUGUAAUACUUAAUUUAACAUUUUCAUUUAGGCUCCAAACUAGGGCUGGGCGAUAUGGUCUUUUUUUGAUAUCUCGAUAUUUUGGGGCCAUAUCGCGAUACACGAUAUAUAUCUCCAUAUUUGGCCUGAAUGAACACUUGAUACAUAUAAUAACAGCAGUAUGAUGAUUCUAUGUGUCUAGAUCGAAACAUUCUUGUUCAUACUGCGUUAAUAUAUACUCAUUUUAAACUUUCAUGCAGAGAAGGAAAUCACAACUAAGUCAAUUGACCAAAACUGUAUCUAUCAAACAGUUAUUAGCAGGUGACUUUUCAAAUGAUGCUACAUAUUAGCAGUAACGCUACUUUUGGUAGCAACGCUUGUGCCCCACGCUAUACAAAUUAAAGUUGUCUAUUCGAAAUUUCUUGGUAAUUAAUUCUUCCUUCAUUUGUUACCAGAUCGGCACCUUCUUUCUCUCGUAUUACCACUCGCACGGCUCCGCCGGCAUCGCAGCUAACGUUACCCACGCCGCUACCUCUCUGCGUAUACGUAUGUGACGUAUGACGUGACAGUACGUGACGUGUGUAAGAAGGUGCGCUUGUUUUACGUCUCCGUGAGAGUGAGAGACAAGAAAGAGUGAAGAAGAGCCUGCAGUGUAAUGCCCUGUGUGAGAACGUACUCUCCAAUAUCACGAUAUAGUCAUUUUCUAUAUCGCACCUAAACAAACCCGCGAUGUAUCGAGUAUAUCGAUAUAUAUCGCCCAGCCCUACUACAAUCAUGUACAAUAUGCUUUGAAAUAAUAAUAAUAAUCCGCGUUGUGUAGUAGUGAAGCCGCCACAUUGGAAGUGCGCUCUAGCGAGGGAUGACUGUAUCCCCAAUUUUUUUUUUUUUUUUUUUUUUUUUUGGAACUAAUUCUCACUUGUACGCUGGAAAACUUCUCAAAAUGUGAAUGUUUACUUUUUAUUUAUUUGAUUUUUUUGCUCUUCACUACUGUGUCAUUUUAAUGAUUGUCCAUUCUGCUGUGCCUGUGUGUAUAUUUAAUUUUUUUUAUUUUUGUGUAUUUGCACUCAAUUUUUUUUAGGAAAAUCUGAUGUUUUUCUGUCCACUCGUGCACAUCCCACCACCACACCCGCUGUACAGUAGCUGUUUUAUACACGUGUGCGCGCACAUACGUACGAGCACGCCCUUGCAUGCCUGCAGACACUCCCUACACAUGCAGGCGAGCACACACACACACACACACACACACACACACUCGACCUGAGUUGCAGGCUGCAGCUCUCAGCGUCACUGAUCUCCUGAAUUUUAAAUAUCAGACCCUUUUUUCUACCGUUUCUUCAAUGCCUCGCCCUCACUCUUCAUCAGAUAUCUUCCCUUUCAACCCCUCUUCCGCACCCCCUCCUCCGUAGUCGUUCUCCUUUUUUCCUUUUCAGCUGUAUAAAGUCUUUCAAAUUUAUCAUUUGUAUAUUAUGAUGUAUGAGUACGACAAUGUUCUUUAUUAUGGAAAAAUGAGAAAGAUUUAUUUUUGUUACCGGUUUGUUUCAUAAUUCCUUUUUUUAAAUUGGUAUUGUAAUAUCUCUAUGCAAGGAACUGUUUGUUUUUUUUAUUUAAGAAUGUCAUGUGUGUAAUAAAUGGUAGACGCAGUUUGGCAUGGAGUAUUUGUGCUUCCGGGCUGGUCUGUUCUGUGACGAAAUCCACCUCAUUGUCCAUUUUCUCACUUUGAAUUCUCGUCAGGACUUGCUGCAAGCCGCUACUAUUUUUCCUACGGCGCGGCUGAUUUAUCCAUUUUUCUAAGGUAACGUAACAUUAAAAAAGUGUGGUUAUUGUU